Molecule: messenger RNA, 858 nt
Organism: Ceraceosorus guamensis
Lineage: Eukaryota; Fungi; Basidiomycota; Exobasidiomycetes; Ceraceosorales; Ceraceosoraceae
Exons: 5
Coding region: 1-858 (285 amino acids)
Source: RefSeq, a predicted model, not a curated record
AUGCAAAACAAAGCUCUCUUGUCGACGCUCGUUGGUCUUGCCAUCUGCCUGGCUGGGGAAGUGUCUGCGCUUCCUGUGCAUCUACAGAUCCGUGCGCCACCAGUCAUCGAGACCAUAAGCGACUUUGUCCGCGGCGGGGGUUUGCGUCACCGCGUCCACUCGCAGCACGUCAAUGAGCCAGCGGCCAUCUACGAGGAAGAGACGCGACCACUCCGCGGGGGCUACGUGCCCGGGACUGGCAAGCGCAGACUCAAGAAGAUCAUCUUGUACAGCACCGGUCUGGCUGCUGUUGGCACCGCCACUGGGGUGGGUGCCCAUGAAGUUGUUGACCAUGAGCGCGAGCAGAAUCGCGAACUUGCGAAAUUGCGAGCGGACUUGGAGCGACAAGCGGCAGCCAUGAGAGAGUCUGCACGCACAGCUCGAGAGUACCAUGGCGCGGCGCAUGAGCCGCCGCAGCAGAAUGUGCCUGUGCCAACCUUGCCUGCCAAGUAUCCUGGCGAGAAUGCUUCGCCGCAUUUUGGACCUCCAGGAGGGAUUAAUGAGCUGGAGCAUGAGAGCGGCACACAGAAGCAACCUAUCGAGCCAGAUAGCACCAUACAAGGAAAAGCCGUUCCCGGUCCGCCGACCCCUCAAGCGAACAGUCCUACUGGAGAUCUUCACCACCCACACGAGGCAGAGCUAGACGAACACGGCGUGGAAAAGGUUGCCCCGGCGCCUCCGUCGCCAAAGUCCAAUACGAGCCCGCCGCACGAGCUGCAGACGGUCGGUGAAGGCGAUGAUGGGACUGUGGGCAAUCGCACCGGAGGACCAGCUCCCACCACACCCUCACCAACCAAGGAGAGUCCGCACGUUCCAUAG